AGUGGGAGCCAUAAUCAAGUGUCUUUGGCUACGCGCUUUACGUCACACAGUAAAGAUGGCGACGCACUAAAGGGCUCCAUGCUUUAUUGUUGAUAAAACCAUACAUUGUUAUUUUACAGGAGAAACUCUCACUUGGCUCAGAAAAAUGUCAAGGUUAAUAGUCAAAAAUCUCCCGAAUGGGAUGAAGGAAGAUCGCUUCCGUAAGAUGUUUGCAGAUUUUGGGACACUUACAGAUUGUGCACUCAAAUUUACCAAGGAUGGAAAAUUUCGCAAAUUUGGAUUUGUGGGUUUCAAGACAGAAGAAGAUGCACAGAAAGCUUUGAAACAUUUCAACAAGAGCUUUGUGGACACAUCUAGGGUUACUGUGGAAUUGUGCACAGAUUUUGGCGAUCCAAACAAAGCCAGACCCUGGAGCAAACACACACGCCAGCCUUCAUCAAAGAAAGAUACAGAAGAAAAAAAAACACAUGAGCAAGGAGAAAAAGAAAAAAAGAAGCCGAAGAAGAUUUUAAAUGUUCUGGGAGAUCUUGAAAAAGAUGAGAGCUUCCAGGAGUUUCUGGCAGUGCACCAGAAACGUGGACAGGUUCCCACAUGGGCCAAUGACACUGUGGAAGCGACUGCUGUUAGACCUGAAAUGGAGAAGAAGAAAGAGAAGAAGCAGAAAGCGGCUGUUGAAGAUGAUUACCUGAACUUUGACUCUGAUGAAUCGGAGGAAUCAAGUGAUGACGGCGAGGAUGCUGCAGAUGAAGAGGACAAACAAGAUAACGAGAAGGAGGCCUUGAAGACUGGUCUGUCUGAUAUGGACUAUCUCCGCUCCAAAAUGGUGGAGAAAUCAGACAUGCUGGAUGAGAAAGAUGACGACAGCAGUGCGAGUGCUGCUGAUGAAAAUGAGGAAGAUGAGGGGAAAGAGGAGGAAGAGUCCAUAGUCCAGCACGCAGACAGUGCUUAUGAGAGUGGAGAGAAGACAAGCAGCCAGAAAAGCACAAGGCCAGCAAUUGAGCCAACCACAGAGUUCACAGUCAAGCUACGAGGUGCUCCAUUCAAUGUCAAAGAGCAACAAGUGAAAGAGUUUAUGAUGCCUUUGAAACCCGUUGCCAUUCGAUUCGCUAAGAACAGUGACGGCCGCAACUCGGGUUACGUGUAUGUGGACCUACGAUCAGAGGCAGAGGUCGAGAGAGCCCUGCGCCUUGACAAGGACUACAUGGGAGGGCGCUACAUUGAGGUUUUCAGAGCCAACAACUUUAAAAACGACAGGCGUUCUGCAAAAAGAAGCGAGAUGGAAAAGAAUUUUGUGCGCGAGCUGAAGGACGACGAGGAAGAGGAGGAUGUUGCAGAAUCUGGACGACUUUUCAUUAGAAACAUGCCCUACACGUGCACUGAGGAGGAUCUGAAAGAAGUAUUUAGCAAACACGGUCCUCUAUCUGAGGUGCUUUUCCCCAUAGACAGUCUGACUAAGAAGCCUAAAGGCUUUGCAUUUGUCACAUACAUGAUACCAGAGAAUGCAGUAUCAGCCCUGGCUCAGCUGGAUGGACACACAUUCCAGGGUCGCGUUCUGCACGUCAUGGCUUCAAGGCUGAAGAAGGAAAAGGCCGAUCAGGGGCCUGAUGCUCCCGGCAGCUCCUCAUAUAAGAGAAAGAAAGACGCCAAAGAUAAGGCAGCCAGCGGCAGCUCUCAUAACUGGAACACGCUGUUUUUGGGUACGAGUGCAGUGGCCGAUGCCAUCGCUGAGAAAUACAACACAACCAAGAGCCAAGUGUUGGAUCACGAGUCUGAUGGCAGUCUGGCUGUCAGGAUGGCUCUUGGAGAGACGCAGAUUGUACAAGAAACCAGACAGUUUCUCUUGGACAAUGGAGUUUCUCUGGACUCGUUCAGUCAGGCGUCGGGUGAGCGCAGUAAAUGUGUUAUCCUCGUAAAGAACUUGCCGUCAGGAGUGCAGGUUGCAGAUCUGGAGGCUCUGUUCUCGCCCCAUGGGUCUUUGGGUAGAGUUCUGCUGCCCCCUUCUGGCCUUACAGCGAUAGUGGAGUUCCUGGAGCCCACAGAAGCCAAACGUGCUUUCAUGAAACUUGCAUACACAAAGUUUCAACAUGUCCCUUUGUAUCUGGAAUGGGCUCCUGUCGCUGUCUUUACAACUCCCUCAGCACCUAGACCAGAGCCUCAAACCAAAGAGAAAUCUGCUGUGAAAAAUGAUUCAGUCCAAAAUGAAGAAGAAGAGGAGGAAGAGGAAGAAGAUGACCAGAUUUUACCUGGCUCGACUCUCUUCAUUAAGAACUUGAACUUUAUCACCUCAGAAGAAACAUUACAGAAGACGUUUUCUAAAUGCGGUGUGGUGAAAAGCUGCACGAUAUCAAAGAAAAGAGAUAAAGCAGGUAAAUUGUUAUCGAUGGGUUACGGCUUUGUGCAGUACAAAACUUCAGAGGCGGCACAGAAAGCCAUGAGACAGCUGCAGCACUGCACAGUUGAUGAGCACCAGCUUGAGGUGAAGAUAUCAGAGAGAGAAGUCAAGUCAGGUGUGGCACAGGCCAAGAGGAAAAAGCAAACCGCCAGGAAACAGACGACCUCUAAGAUCUUGGUGCGAAACAUCCCUUUCCAGGCCACAGUCAAAGAGCUGAGAGAACUCUUCUGUACGUUUGGAGAGCUGAAGACAGUCCGCCUGCCAAAGAAAGGGAUUGGUGGAUCCCACCGUGGUUUUGGCUUCAUUGACUUCCUCACGAAACAGGAUGCCAAGAAAGCGUUCUCAGCACUGUGCCACAGCACUCAUCUGUACGGCAGGAGGCUGGUGCUGGAGUGGGCAGAUGCUGAGGAGACGGUAGACGACCUGCGGAGGAAAACCGCACAACACUUUCAUGAUGCUCCUAAGAAGAAGAGGAAGGCGGAGGUGUUAGAGGGAAUCCUGGAGCAGAUGGAGGUCGGCGAUGGAGACGGCGAGUGAAUAGCAGCCGUCAGUCAUUCACCUCCAGCAUCAAUAAGAGAGUAAAUCAUCCAGUGCAACUUCAUUUAUCUCUAUUAUGACUGCGUCUUAAACAGCUGCUUCACGGGCCCUCUUCAGGAAUUCUUCCUUUUGGCCCCAGAUGCUCCCAAUUAGCUUUUUAUUAUAUGCUCAUACAUCAUCCCUGUUAUUGCUGUCAAUGCAUUAAACACUGCGUCUCCCUGCAGACCCGCUCCGACUGAAGGUGAACUCCAAGACUAAGUCCUUUUAGAAAAGCAAAAGCCCGAAGGCCACGCUUGCUUUGGCUGUUUUUAAUCGUCACAGAGGGCCGAGACGGUUCAUACACUGCCUUGACACGCGGAUGACAUUGAGAAAUCGUAUCAGAAAUGAAAUGUGGAAGGGGUUUGAUUGUUGUUUGUACACACAGAGAUUGUGUAUUUUAUUUCCAGAUGCUUACAUAAUUAUGUAAAGUUUUUGAGGUGUUUAAAGUGAUGGUUCAGCCCAAAGUGAUGUGUUAUUCACUGUCAAGUGGUUUCAAAACAUUUAGUUUUCUGUUGAACACAAUAGAAGAUAUUUUGAAGAAUGCUGGAAAUCCAUUAUAAAGAAUAAAAAAUACUUAAGUGGCUGUCGAUUUCUCAAAAUAUCUUCUUUUGUGGAGAAAUGAAAGCUUAAAAUGUUUCAAACAAGCAGUUGUUGAGUGAAUUACAAGGUUUUUUUUGGUAAUUUUGUGCAGGGUGAACAUGUUCUUUCAUUGCAUUGCUAUUAAAUCUGGCCACUGGUCAGUGUUGGUUUUUGAAAAAUGACCUUUUUGGGGUUAUACUGUAUAUGACUAUAAUAAAUUAGUCUGGAAAGAGGA
Molecule: messenger RNA, 3782 nt
Organism: Danio rerio (zebrafish)
Lineage: Eukaryota; Metazoa; Chordata; Actinopteri; Cypriniformes; Danionidae
Gene: rbm19
Product: RNA binding motif protein 19
Cellular component (GO): chromosome; nucleolus; nucleoplasm
Molecular function (GO): RNA binding; nucleic acid binding
Source: RefSeq, marked validated